UUAUGUUCCAGCGAGGUGCUCUACAGGUUUCCAGAUGGGGUUCCCUUUCCCCAAUUGCAGCUGAAGCUAUUUGGAAGGUUAGAACCUUUUAUUCCUGAAUUUGCUGCUUGUUGUUAAUGCAAACCAAUCUAAAGCAAUAUGUUUAGGGGUCCGUAAUUAGGUUUCUUGUGGUUUGCAUUGGCUGUCUGACUGCACGUAUCUGAUGUGAGGUUAGUUUUGGAACUAUUUUUUCUAAGCAGUCAGUUGCUUUCUCGAGCGUAAACUGUGGCAUGUGCCUGGGAUUAGGACAUUUUAUUGAGGAUUUUGUCAACACCCUGCUGGUUGCCUGCUCGAAGGAGCCAACUUCGUGGCCUGAACAUUAAUCAACUCUGAAGUUUGCUGGACGUUUUCAGUUAGCAGCUGAAAGAUGUUCCAGUUCAUUCGGAAAAAGAUUCACAAUCGACUUGUGGAGCGUAAAAUUAGGGGAAGCCGUCUAGUUACCAAGGAUGGGCACUGCAACAUUAAAUUUGGGACCAAUAAAUAUCACAGCCAUUUUGCUUUUAUCAUGGACUUCUGGACUACAUUUGUUGAAAUCCACUGGUGUUUUGUAAUUGUCUUUUUUGUUGCUGCCUUCACCGGAAGCUGGUUCAUUUUCGGAUUACUCUGGUAUUCACUUGCAAAAAGUAAUGGAGACUUAGACAGACUCCAGAAUACAUCAGAGUCCCAACAGAUGAAGUGUAUAGAAAACAUUAACAGUCUCACUACAGCCUUCUUGUACUCUUUAGAGACCCAAACAACUAUUGGCUAUGGCGGUCGGGCUCUAACAGGCCACUGCCCGGGCACGGUUGCCCUGCUGAUCAUCCAGUCCCUCAUGGGAGCCAUAAUAAACUGCUUUAUGUGUGGACUCAUUCUGGCAAAAAUCUCACUCCCAAAAAGGAGAGCAAAAACAGUCACCUUCAGCGAAACAGCAAUCAUCACUUUGUGGAAAGGAAAUCUAUGCCUUCAGAUCCGAGUGGCCAAUUUGCGAAAAACACUUCUAAUUGGAAGCCAGAUUUAUGGAAAGCUCCUUCGCACUACCAUCACUCCAGAGGGGCAGACAAUCAUCCUGGACCAGGUGAACAUUGACUUUUUGAUUGAUGCCGGUAAGGACAACCUCUUCUUUGUUUGUCCAAUUACGCUGUACCAUGUAAUCGACAAGUCCAGCCCUUUUUCAGAGAUGGCCGCAGACACUCUUCAACAGCAGGACUUUGAGUUGGUUGUCUUUUUGGAUGGUACGGCCGAAUCCACCAGCUUGUCCUGCCAAGUCCGGACCUCCUUUCUUCCCCGGGAAAUCCAGUGGGGUUACAACUUCCUGCCCGUCAUAUCUCGAACCAAGGGAGGAAAAUACCGCAUCGAUCUGUCUAACUUCUCAAAAACGGAGCCAGUAGUCACGCCACACUGUGCGUACUGUUUCCAAAAUGAACAGAACAAGGAACUCAUUCUACACCGUCAUGGACAUGAAGGCAUAGAUAAUCUGGGAUUUGAUGUUAUAGAUCUUCAAGAUUCAUUUGAUAUAAAUGAGUAGGGUGACUGAGGGGCUGUUUAAACUUGAGACAUUCUUGUGUUGCACUAUUUUUAAAUGUCUUCUUCAAACAUGCUAGAUGGAGCAUUUCAUUUUCUCAGUGUCUCUUGCCAUGAGCGCCACAUUUUUAAGAUGCUGUGCCAAAUUAAAAACAGCAUUUAACAUUAUGUUCCAUUUUGUUGUGCUACGCAUAGUUUAAAAGAAAAAUGCUAGA
Messenger RNA from Xyrauchen texanus (razorback sucker), 1754 nucleotides. RefSeq names its product potassium inwardly rectifying channel subfamily J member 1b (gene kcnj1b). The transcript has 2 exons. Gene Ontology annotation, biological process: potassium ion import across plasma membrane; regulation of monoatomic ion transmembrane transport. Bases 407 to 1543 code for a protein of 378 amino acids. Gene Ontology annotation, molecular function: ATP-activated inward rectifier potassium channel activity. The record is from RefSeq and is a predicted model, not a curated record. Gene Ontology annotation, cellular component: plasma membrane. Lineage: Eukaryota; Metazoa; Chordata; Actinopteri; Cypriniformes; Catostomidae.